AUGCCGAACACAACACCUUCAAUUUUGCCCUUGCCCCCAGAGGUCGCCGCUCAGAUCGAAUCCUCCACUACCAUAACCUCUCUUUCGAUCGUUGUCCUUGGGCUGUUGGCCAAUUCUCUGGAUGCAGAUGCUCAGCGAAUCGAUAUCAAUGUCGACUUGCGCCGGGGUGCCGCUUCGGUCGAAGACGAUGGGAACGGGAUACCUCCCAGAGAAUUUGGCGAAGAUGGAGGCCUGGGGAAACCGUAUCAUACAUCCAAGAACAAUGGCCUGAAUGUUACCCAUGGGAGGAACGGAACCUUCCUGACCUCUGUAGCCGCUUUGUCAAUCCUAAGCAUCACGUCCCAUCACAGGAGCCACCUUCCGCAUGCGACGCUCAUUCUUCAUCACUCAAGGCCAGCCGCAAGAUUGAUACCAGCGCCAUCACAUCAGCAUCUAUUCAACCGUGAGCAUGGGACCAAAGUCAGCGUCCAGGAUCUUUUUGGGAACAUGCCUGUUAGGGUCAAGCAGCGCACUAUGGGCGCCGAGCUUAGAAGUGAGGACGAAAAGCAGCUCGAGACGCUGAGAAAACAAAUCGUUGGAAUGCUUUUGGCCUGGCAAAAACCAGUUUCGGUAACGUUGAAGAACGCUGAGAGUAGCAAAAAGCUGAACAUACGCGGUAAAGAGAUGCCCAAAAUCAGUGCAAUAUCUGGAGACAGCUCAUCCAGGAAGCUUGACGUUCCGUUGAUAAGCAGUAUUCUAUCUCAAGCUGGCUUCAUUGCACCCUUGGACUGGGAUAUGUGGGUCAAGACCUCUGCUCGGACACCUUGGGUCACCAUUAAGGGUGCCGUCUCCCUACAGCCAGCACCAUCGAAGCAAGUCCAAUUCGUAUCGAUAGGAAUUCGUCCUAUAAGCUCGAAAAUGGGUAGCAACAUUCUCUAUGACGAGAUCAAUAGGCUUUUUGCUUUAUCAAGUUUCGGUACCCAAGAGGAUAUCUCCGAUGCUGACGACGACAUCAAAGCGAGAAAAAUCAAAGACCGCCGGUUCAAGAAAGAUGGCUUUACCAACAAGCAGUUGAGAGGCGGCGGCAAAGGGGUCGAUAAAUGGCCAAUGUUCUACAUUCGUAUCGAUAUACAUGAUACAAAUAUACGUCUCAAAGACCGUGUGGACAGGCUUGGGGAGGGGACUAUCUCAAGCCUGGUCAAAGUUCUUGGGGCCAUGAUCACCAGUUUCCUUGAAGAGAAUCACUUCAGACCACGUGCAAGAUUGGGCCAUCGCAAGCAAGAUGUGUCCACGAAGCCAGCAGCCAUGGGAAGAAGCCCGAGUAGCCAACUUUCAGGUGCAACUAUCCAGCGAUCAGAAGCAGUACAUUGUACGUAUGCAGACCACAACUUCAAUGCUUGGAGUCGAAUCAAGACCGGAAUAGGGUCAAAAUCUUCGGGUGCAUCACCAUCGUUAAGCUCCGCUGGCUGUCAUACAAGCACUCCAAAAGGCGAACCUCCAAGAGCUAAGGAUCUAUCAAAAAAGUCGAUGGGCUCCUCUCAAAUUUGGGAAGCCUCAAGCACAGCGGUGGAUGACCCAGUUGGAAACCACGUUGAUGAGCAGACAUUUGAGUGGAGAAACCCAAUCUCUGGGGCUACAGUUCUCAUCAAUGCCCGGACAGGCCUGGUGAUUCCCCCUCGGCCCCUUAAACGACCGGUAUCAGCCCCUUCCGAACACUCGCCUCCAGCUUUAUCUCUUUGCUAUGGAAGGAAAAUCCAUGGUUCUUAUCCCAACAGAAGACACACUCGCAGUUUCUCUACCCCUUUCAUCACGCCCAAAGAAGGGUCAUGGUCUAGUGAGCUUCUCAAGAAAUGGGAGAACCCUAUCUUCGACAUUACAGAAGAGUGUAUACCUCAGGUCUCGUUCGACGGCCCCGUGAUUGAGACGUCCGAUGUUCUACAUGGCCGCCGUCAUUGCUGUUCUGAUUUGGAUAUCCAGAAAGCAUUCACACAGUCAUCCGCAUCUUUCUCGGCGAAGCUAUCAAAACAGGGCUUGAACGCGGCAAGGGUCGUUUCCCAAGUCGAUAAGAAAUUCAUCCUCAUCUGCGUGAAGAAGUCACCAAAUAUUGGUGAUAGAGAAGACGCAGAGCUUCUAGUCCUCGUCGACCAGCACGCGGCGGACGAGCGCAUACGAGUUGAAGGCUUACUAGCAGAUCUGAAAGCAAGCCCAGUGUUACUUCCAAACCCCUUGAUUUUCGAGAUCCAAGCUCGCGAGCACCGCCUCUUAUCCCGUCUUGCCUCUUCUUUCGCAGCCCUGGGUGUCGUCUAUGACCUGAGCGCUCCAGCUCGACCUCCAAAGUGCAAGAUCAUCGUGAAAGCACUACCAGCGGCAAUCGCAGAGAGAUGCAGACUCGAGCCCAAGGUCUUGAUCGAACUGAUCAGGAGCGAAUCUUGGAAGUGCGAAGAAGAAGGAGGAGGAGGAGGCUUCCUAGCCACCAAGACCUGUCCACAGGGACUGCUCGACAUGCUCAACUCGCGGGCCUGCCGAAGUGCUAUCAUGUUCAAUGACGAGUUAACAAAUGAAGAAUGCCAAACACUUAUUAGGCGGCUUGGGAAUUGUGCUUUCCCGUUCCAAUGCGCACAUGGGAGACCGAGUAUGAUUCCACUGGUGGAUGUGGGUGCUGGCGCCUCGCUUUGUAUUGGAAAGCAGGUCUUUGGGUCGCAAAAGGGCGAGGUGGAUAUGAGCAAUGAAAGUAAAACUUUUGGAGCUGUUUGGAAGUGUUGGAAACCUGACGGAUAG
Letharia lupina is the source of this 2757-nucleotide messenger RNA. RefSeq lists its product as uncharacterized. Gene Ontology annotation, biological process: mismatch repair. Gene Ontology annotation, molecular function: ATP-dependent DNA damage sensor activity; ATP binding; ATP hydrolysis activity. The record is from RefSeq and is a predicted model, not a curated record. The coding region runs from base 1 to 2757 and encodes 918 amino acids. The transcript has 2 exons. NCBI's taxonomy places the organism in Eukaryota, Fungi, Ascomycota, Lecanoromycetes, Lecanorales, Parmeliaceae. Gene Ontology annotation, cellular component: mismatch repair complex.